Messenger RNA from Gymnogyps californianus (California condor), 2125 nucleotides. RefSeq names its product aprataxin and PNKP like factor (gene APLF). The transcript has 9 exons. Gene Ontology annotation, cellular component: nucleus; site of double-strand break. Gene Ontology annotation, molecular function: DNA-(apurinic or apyrimidinic site) endonuclease activity; 3'-5' exonuclease activity. The record is from RefSeq and is a predicted model, not a curated record. Bases 147 to 1358 code for a protein of 403 amino acids. Gene Ontology annotation, biological process: double-strand break repair. NCBI's taxonomy places the organism in Eukaryota, Metazoa, Chordata, Aves, Accipitriformes, Cathartidae.
AUAUGGAGGUAGUUCUUUCUUAAUGUGUCUGUAGUAGUGAUUUCCAAGAGCUGUUUACUUUCGCUGUGCUGCAGCUUUCUUCUGAAGGGUAAGAAAAAAAUCAGGAGGCUGAUGCAGAAGAAGGACCAACUGUUCAUCCUGCUGAGAUGUCUUGUAGUCCAUCGUUAAUAGAACCGGCAUGUUCCAACUCUGACAUACAGGGAACCGCAAAAAUGAGAAAAAAGGACGCUACUUCCAGAUAUUUGGUUCCUCCUUCUGAUGAUAAUGAAAGUGAACAGUCAAAAUCUAUUCAAAGAAAGAGAGUGCUUCCAUCUUGGAUGCUGGAAAGAGAUCUCCUGGUUCAGAGGAUUUCUGAGCCUGUAAUGAAAGGAGGCAGUAGAAUGAAAAAAGGCCAAGGAAGGGGAGAAAGUAAUAUGGGGUCAUUGAAAUCAGAAGUAAAGGCGCAGCAGAAAAAAAUAUUAGCCUCUGAAGAAACUAUAGAGGAUUUUGAAGGUGAAGAGCAAGAUCAAGGGAAAAGGAGCUGUCUUUCCAUCCCUGUCCCUUCGUCUCAGAAUACAUCUGGAUUUCCUCUUGAGAGUACCAUGAGAAACAUGGAAGGAAAUGGCAAGACUGGAACAAAAAACCCUGGAAGUUCUCUGGAAAAAAAUGAUAGGCAGCUGCAUAGUAAAUGGUCUAAAAGAAUAGGUCAGAUCUCCAGUAAAACAAAUAUAACUGACGAAACAGAAAACAAAGAGCAGAUUACUGGUUCUACAAGCCAACAAGCUCACUGGGGCAGGACUUCCCAAUAUUUUGGUGCCCAGGAAGGGAUUCUUGAGCCUGAUGCAAAUCUGGAUUACGAGACUGAGAUUUCUGAUUCAACCAGAAGUGCAGAUGCUUCAGAAAGCUCCAAACAGAUCAAGCAUAAGAGGACACCUUGCAUGUAUGGAACAGGCUGUUACAGGAAGAAUCCCAUUCACUUUCAGCAGUUCAGUCACCCUAAUGAUGAUGACUAUCAUGAAACGGAGAUCGUAAUUCAGGAUAACAAUGAUAACCGGCCUGAAUGUCCAUAUGGAACGGCUUGUUAUAGGAAGAAUCCACAGCACAAGCUAGAAUACAAGCACAGUGCACCUCCAGUAACUGCAAGAGGAACCAGACAACGAACUUCGAAAAACGGAAAAAGGACUGUGGAGAAAGACGGUGCCAAUGAUGAUGAACCAAAUGAUUAUGACCUUAAUGACAGCUUUAUAGAUGAUGAGGAAGAGGAGUGCGAAGCUACUGAUGAAGACUCUGACUGGGAACCAAGUUCAGAAGACAAGGAUAACGAAGAUGUUGAAACACUUUUGCAAGAAGCAUGUAGAUUUGUUAAGACCAAAAAGUAGCUGCACAGAACAUUACGAAUGUCCAAUCUGGUUGUGUUAAAACAUGGAUGUGCAGGGAGAGGAAUUGCUUUGAAAACUGUUUUUUCUUCAGUGAUGUAGGCACUACAGGAAGAUCUUAAUGGGGCCAAGGGGACUCAGCAAUGCCUUUCUUUUCCAUAUGUAUUAUUUUGGUGGGAGUAUUUUCUUUUAUUAAACAGUGGAGCUAGAGGACUGAGCUCUGAAAGUUUUUUGGUUUUUUUCCCUCAUCUUUUUCUUUUGCAACACCAUUGACGUCUCCUAGUUAGAAAUACAAUUUUAAAGGUUGUUAAUGCUUCGUCUUCCUGUGCUUGAGAGAAAUAUUGGCAUUAGGAAAGCCUUUUGCUUUGCUGAAACACAAUAUAUACUGUGUUGAAUGAAGAGGAGUUACACUUCACACCUGCAGGAUCGCAGACUAAUUCUUGGCCAUCACUGGGGAAUCUGUCUAAAUCAUUCUUUUGAGUUAGUGCAGUCUUAAACUUCAUUAGCCUGCUACUUGUUUUCCUUUUAGGUGUCAUUUCUUUGGUUCUCUUGAUGUACAGUAGUUAAAUACAGGUUGUCUAAAUCACUUGAGAACAGUAUCUUAGUAUUGAACCACUUGGUUGUCUCAACAACAAUUAUGGUGUAUUUGCGCUAAUUACAGUAGUACCUCUUUCCAUGCCUGUACAUCACUGGAAUUGUGUUAAGUUCACAACAAAGCUGAAGUCUUGAUGACUGUAUUUUUGCACAAUUAAACUUGUAACAUACUGUGG